CUAGUUUCAUUCCAGCAGCGAACGUGGAGCAAGUUGGUUGUGUCGCGCUUCGUUACGGUCUUUCUCACUCUCGCUGUCUCUUUUGCGCCGCUAGUGGUUCAUUUUCGUGUUUGUUUUGGCUCUUGUGCAGCCUAGCCUGCUUUAUACGCAAAAAGGAAAAGAGAAGGAAAACAGUUUAAGGCUUUGUGCAAACCAUAAAACUAACGACUGCACAAAAACUUGUGUAAACAAACAACAAAAACGAAGCAAACAAUUACAAAAAUAAUAAAAAUAAAAAUAAAGAAAUAAAACAUUAAACCGUCUUACGAAUUUUCGCAAGUUGAACUCGUCUAACGGAUUUUUAAGGCACUUGGCAAACAUUUUUAUAGCGAUUUUUUCGCAUUCGCUACUCGUUUUAGCAGUUUUUUUUGGAAGGAAACGAAAUACCAUUUUAUGCGUUAUUUGGAAAAUCGCUUGUGCUAUGCUCUUGGACGCGGAACAUCAUAAUCAUCAACCCAAUAAUCAUAAUCAGCUGAGAGCAAACUGUGACACCAGCAACAUCGACAGCAGCAACAACAACAGAAGAGAGCAACAAUUCGUAGUAUGCGGCUCUUCAAAGCGCGCAAAUCAACGGACACUUACAGCACAUUAAGCGCCGCUCAACAGCACCAACAACAACAGCAGACGAGCAACACCAGCAGCAGCAGCAGCAAGCAGUAUAAAAGCAGCAACAGCAACAGCAAUCGGGCAACAAUAUGCAGCAGCAGAUUCAGCAAGAGCAUUGCCAGCAGCACAGCGAUAUCCUCAUCGUUGCCUGAUCUGCACGAUAAGUCGCCCGUCAUGAUACUCAGUUGCACAACGCUGACAAGCAAUGGCGCUGCUGCCACAGCGACAGUGACAGCAGCAGCGGCAACAACAGUUGCUGCCGCUUCAGCAACAGCAACUACAAAUGGCAGCAAUAAUGUGCAGCCUCUACGCACGGCCACGCCCACAUGUUUGUUAAGUGGACGCCAGACGCCAUCCGGGCUAUCAAUGCUCUCCUUGCAGGAGUCGAAUACACUGCACAGGCAACAGCAACAGCAGCAACAGCAACACCAGCAACCAACAAUUUUUGUGCCCAAUAAACUGAGCAACAAUAGCAGCGCAGCCAACUUUCUGCUCAGCUACUCAAGCAGCAGCAACAUUAACAGCAUCCAGCAGCAACAGCAGCAUCAACAACAGCAGCAGCAUCAACAACAGCAGCAACACUAUCAGCAAUAUGUGGCACAGCGUCUGCAUCCUGCAGCGUCCAACGGCUGCCUAUAUGACAAGUCGAGCCUAAAUGGUUCAUCUGGCUGCAAUUCGAAUAGCAACAGCAUCAACAUCUCACUGACCGCCAAUGGGCAUAUGCCCGACUACAAGCUGGUGACGGCCGUGCCAGUCGUUGUCCUGGAUGAUGAGCAGAAAUUGGUAUCGACAGCUGCGGACACAAAUAGCGAUGCUGGCAGCAGCAUUAGCACGGGCAGCGCCACCUCCUUGGCCAGCACCACGCGAAAUGUGUUCACCUGGGGCAAGCGCAUGAGCCGCAAACUGGAUUUGCUGAAGCGCAGUGAAUCCCCCGCCGCCGCCCACAAAUCGCACACAGAUCUGCGCAGCUUGUUUCACUCGCCAACGCACAAGUCUAGCAAUGCGAAGACAUCAGCAACGCCUACUGGAGCUUAUCAAAGCAGUACGCUUAAAAAGUGCAAGUCGGGACCAAUUGAAACGAUCAAGCAGCGUCAUCAGCAUCAACAGCAACAGCAGCAACAACAGCAACAUCAGCAGCAACAGCAACAACAGCAGCAACAUUUCCAGGAUUCGAACAGCAAGGGCCAGAGCCAGAGCGCACAAUCAACGCCGACGCAUCAGUAUCAACAUGGACCAGUGACACGCCCACAGAAGGCAUUGAAGAAUUUCUUUCAUCGCAUUGGCUCCACAGGCAUGCUGAAUCAUCGUUCGCAUAAUCUGCUGAAAGCUUCCGAGGCAUCGCAGCAGUCAACACCAACUAGCCAAACGCUCUAUCGCAGCAGCUCCACCAGCCAAUUGUCCAGCUGCUCCUACAUCAAAUGCGAUGAUCCCACCGAAGGCUUAAAUCUGCAAAGCCAACAGCAGCAGCGACAACACUUACUGCAGCAGCAGCAACAGCGCGCGCCACGCAUUUCCAAUCUCAAGUCGAGCAGUUGCGACGAUAUUGCCAAGGUGAGCAGCUGCCUUAUCACCAGCAAUAGCAGCAGUAGCAAUGGCAGCGACAGUGUGGGCGUAGGCGGAGGUGGGCUGGCAACCAAUGCAGCGAACAACAGCAGCAACAGCAGCAGUCAGCAGGAUGCCAGCCGUCGGAAUGCCUUUCCUUAUGCAUUUUUGCGCUCACGACUUUCGGUGCUGCCCGAAGAGAAUGGCGGCUCUGUGCUGUUGAAGCAUCAGCAACAACAACAGCAGCAGCAGCAGCAACAACAACAACAACAGCAACAACAUCAACAAUUUCAACGGGAUGCGAUUUCGGCUCAUGGUGGAUCGCCGUUGCCGCAGCGUCACUCGCCGGAGCAACAAAUGGCGAACGUGUCGCGCAAUGACAGCAUCACGUCCAAGGACUGGGAACCACUUUACCAAAGAUUAAGUAGUUGUCUAAGUUCAAAUGAGUCGGGCUAUGAUAGCGAUGGUGGCGGCGGUAUCGCUGGUGCUCGUCUGUGCAAUAAUCUUAGCAUCUCGGCCGGAGAUACAGAAUCUAUUGCCUCGGGUACACUUAAGCGCAAUUCGCUUAUCUCGCUCAGCUCCUCGGAGGGCGUCGGCAUGGGCAUGGGCCUGGGCUCAGGGUCCUCUGUGCGCAACAGCAUUUGCAGUGCACCCGUCUCCCUAGGCGGCUAUAACUAUGACUAUGAAACGGAGACAAUUCGACGCCGCUUCCGACAACUGAAGUUGGAGCGAAAAUGCCAAGAGGAUUACAUUGGACUUGUCCUGUCGCCAAAAAUGGUUGUCACCAACAACAAUGAGCAGCAAUAUCGAUAUUUGAUUGUUGAGCUGGAACCAUACGGCAUGGCGCAAAAGGACGGACGCCUGCGCCUUGGCGACGAGAUUGUCAAUGUGAAUGGCAAGCAUUUGCGUGGAAUCCAAUCGUUCGGCGAGGUGCAACGCCUGCUCAGCUGCUUUGUGGAGAACUGCAUUGAUCUGGUCAUAGCACAUGAUGAGAUAGCCACUGUAACUGAUUUCUAUACCAAAAUACGCAUUGAUGGCAUGAGUGCGCAACGUCAACGGCUCAGCUAUGCCCAGCGGGCGGACAGCCUGAGCAGCCUGCAGAGCCUGCAGCUGAAUGCGGAGCAGGAACGGGUUAGGGCACAGGAGGAAACCGAACUGGAUGAAGAUCAGUGCGAUGCACGUUCGCUGGCCAGCGUCAGUACGCUACCCACGCCGAUGCCAUUGAUGCAACAUCGUCGCAGCUCAACGCCCCGACACUCGCUGGAUGUGAGUGCGUCGGAGUACGAGCUAUUGCGACGUAGAGCGCGCAGCUCCUCAGGUCAGCGUAGCUUGGCUCUAACACCAACACCGCUCUUUAACCAACAACCAACCAAUGACACCUCCUCCAUAUCAACAACCAAUCUUAACACCAAUAACAACGACUCGUACACACCAGUGUAUACGAAUCGAGCAGCCAGCGUCUGUGUGGCCUCCUCGCUGGCGGAUGAUGAGAAAUGGCGGCUGCUGGCACGCAAGCGCUGCUCCGAAGGUGCUGCACUGUCCACCGAACCAGGCGCAGGCGCUGCCUCGGGCUCGGGCUCAGGUUCCAGCCAACAGUUUGGUCAGCGUACGCACUAUGCACGCAAUUCCAUUAAUUUAACCAAUUCACAUUAUCGCUCGCUGAGAUUUGCGCACUCGCGUCUCAGCUCAUCGCGUCUCAGCUUGUUCAUGCAGACGCCAUCAACAGCAGCAGGAGCUACAACCACUGACACUCCAACAACAACAACAACAACAACUGAUCUCACUAAUAAUACACAACAACAACAACAACCACAACAAUCCCAACAACAACAGCAACAACACCAUUCAUUAUAUAUCAAGCACUCGCCAAAAAACGUUUCACUGUUUGCGCCUAAUCCAUUUAUACCACCCUCAUCCUCAUCAUCAUCAACAGCAGCAGCAACAGCAGCUGUAAACAGCUCCUUGGCUCCACCAGCUGCUUCGCUAAUGCAUCAUCGUCCAUCGCUGCCAGUGGCAAAGCUAACGAUACGCGAUGAGGAAAUGGCAGAAGUCAUUCGCGCCUCAAUGAGUGAGGGCAACGGACGCUGCACCCAAAAGACAAUUACGUUCUUCAAAGGACCCGGUCUAAAAUCGUUGGGCUUCAGCAUUGUGGGCGGACGAGACUCACCCAAAGGCAAUAUGGGAAUAUUCGUUAAAACUGUCUUUCCCUCCGGCCAAGCUGCCGACGAUGGCACGCUGCAAGCGGGCGAUGAGAUUGUGGAAAUCAAUGGACUCUCUGUGCAGGGCAUGAGUCAUGCUGAGACAAUUGGACUGUUCAAAAAUGUGCGUGAGGGCACAAUUGUGCUGAAGAUCUUGAGAAGAAAACUACAAAAAGCAAAGUCCAUGGGCACAUAAAAGAAUAUAUAUACAAAUAUAUAUAUACUUAUACAUUCAUAAAUCCAAUCUUCAUAUCGACUGUACGUGUAUCAUUUGUUAAUACCUGAGCAGCAGGAUAUCAUUUGUUUGACCCAUCCAUGAAUGUACAUAGACCAAUUCAAUGUAAUAUUAGUUACCCUGCCUUCAUAUAUGUACCUUUACCAACAUACAUAGAUAAUAUGUGUAUGUCAUUAGAUUUAUAUAAAGAUAACUAUACAAAAUGAUUUGUAUGAAGCAACACACAUUCAAACCUAAUUUAAUUGCAAGCUAUACUUGAAGUAAUUUAAUGGAAUUAAUCAUUUUAAAUUAUAUGCAUAAUCUAAGCUAAGCAUCCAAAAUGUUGUACAAUUUUUCGAAAAUAAAAAUGCCUACAAUAAAAUGCGUACCUAUU
Messenger RNA from Drosophila navojoa, 4993 nucleotides. RefSeq names its product arc (gene a). The record is from RefSeq and is a predicted model, not a curated record. NCBI's taxonomy places the organism in Eukaryota, Metazoa, Arthropoda, Insecta, Diptera, Drosophilidae. Gene Ontology annotation, molecular function: protein binding.